CCGGCAUCCCCGCGCAGAACUUCGCUCCCUGUGCGCCGCAGCACGAGUCGCUGUUGUCGCCUCCUCCUCUACUUGUCAUUGCCCUGAUUCAAACGAGCGCUUUUCCCACCCUUCUCUCUCCCUCUCCCUCUUUUCCAUUCCUCGCCUGUUGCCGUCUUCGAUAACUCUUCCUCGUUAUUUUACCUGGCCUAGGGUCCUACUAAAACCGCCUCUCCUCCGACCCCUUCCUACCCAGGUUUCUGUCGUAGUCGUCGCGUUGACACAAUCCCAUCCUCGGGAAACGUGAUCAUCUCCAGAUCGCAUUCACUGUUGAGAGCGACGUAAUUACCCCGCGACCUGUACGACUCGUAUCGACAGGCAGUCUACAUCAUAACUGCCCUCACGGCCGCCAUACUAUAGUCCGCCACCGCAUCGAUAGAGGGUACAAUACGCGGGCCGGCCAUCAUCGCGACCUCCACGACACAGACCACUUGCUUCGACCUCGCAGUGAGCGUCCGCAAUUACUGCCACCACCCGUCGCUACGAGAAGUGCUGCUCCUACUACCGCGACCAUGGCCGACGAAUCCAAGUUCGCCAAUGGGGCGCCGCCCUCCGUCGCGGCGAAGUCGAAGGCGACCAAAGAGAAAGAGUUGUAUCCCAUGUCGGAUUGGAAGUAUGAUGCUUUCCUCCACACCUUCUCCGUCUUGGUUGACCUGUUCUUUCGAGAGGUCCACCCCCGCGGCGCUUGGAGGGUGCCCAGGUCCGGCCCCAUCCUCUUCGUCGCUGCGCCGCACGCGAAUCAAUUCGUCGACGGCCUCGUUCUGCAACGAACGCUCAAGAAUGAGGCGAAGCGCCGCGUCGGCCUCUUGAUCGCCGAGAAAUCCGUGCACGGUUUCAUCGGAUGGGGAUCGCGCCAGACCGGCUCCGUCCCGGUCGGCCGCGCUCAAGACAAGGCGAAACCGGCUUCAGGCCUCAUCUACCUUCCCGAUCCUAUCAACGACCCGACCUUGGUACGGGGCAUCGGCACCAAUUUCGAGAAGGAGGCCGGAGUCGGUGGCUUGAUCUUCUUGCCUUCCGCGAAGGGCCAGUCCGGCAGCUCCGUCGACAUCUCCGCCAUCAACGGCCCCGAGGAAUUACGGGUCAAGCGGCCGUUCAAGGGGAAGCUCGCCAUGCAGCAACUCACCGGCCGGGACGACAUAGACGAAAAAGGAAACCUGACCAACCGGGAAUUGCGUGGGCACGGAGACGGUUACGAAGGCACCAAAUUUAAGCUGGCUCCCCACAUCGACCAGACCGAGGUAUACAAGGCCGUCUUCAACCGCCUCAGGUCGGGCGGUUGUAUCGGGAUCUUCCCUGAGGGGGGUAGUCACGAUAGGACCGAGCUAUUGCCGCUCAAGGCCGGCGUCGCUAUCAUGGCUUUGGGUACCCUGGCCGAGGACCCGGACUGCGGCCUGCAGAUUGUCCCCGUCGGCAUGAAUUACUUCCAUGCUCACAAGUUCCGGUCGCGGGCCGUCGUCGAGUUUGGCGCGCCGUUUCAGAUCCCUCGGGACUUGGUUGAGAAGUACAAGAACAACGAGAGGAGGGACGCGAUCGGCCAAACGCUCGACAUGGUUCACCAGGCUCUGAGUGCUGUCACGGUAUCCUCUCCGGAUUACGACACCCUGAUGUGCAUCCAAGGGGCUAGGAGGCUGUACAAUACCGGAAAGAAGCUGCCUCUGCCGAUGGUGGUGGAGCUCAACCGGAGGCUCGCCGUGGGCUUCUCGAAAUACAAGGACGACCCACGCAUCAUCGACCUGAUGGACAAUGUCAAAGACUACAACAAGCAGCUGCGCUACCUGAACAUCAGAGAUCACCAGGUAGCCUACGCCAAGAUGACCCUCCCGACUGUCGUCUUCACCCUCCUAUAUCGGGUAUUUAAGCUAUCACUGCUCUCCGUCGGCGUGAUCCCCGGGCUUGUCCUCUUCGCCCCCGUCUUCGUCGCCACCAAGUUCAUCAGCCACAAGAAGGCGAAGGAAGCGCUAGCGGCUUCGUCCGUCAAGGUCCAGGGCCGGGAUGUCAUGGCAACGUGGAAACUUCUCGUGGCGAUGGCGUUCGCUCCCGUGCUCUACAACCUCUAUACCGUCCUACUCGCCGUCAAGGUGUACCAAGACCACCUAUGGGGUUACAUGCCGGAGUGGGUACCGCUCUGGCUAGUCUUCGUCGGCGGUUGGAUUUUCUUCCCGGCAAUCACGUUCGCCGCCUUGCGAUUCGGCGAGGUCGGCAUGGAUAUCCUCAAGUCGCUGAGGCCGCUGGUUUUAUGCAUCAGCCCGACGUCAGCCUACAGCAUCCACAAGCUGCGGGAGCGGAGAGCGGAGCUGUCCGAGAAGGUGGUGAAGGUGAUCAAUGACCUCGGCCCCGACAUGUACGAGGACUUUGAGCAUAGCCGUCUCAUGCCCGAGCCGUCCCGCGAGGACGGUGCGCUCGGCUCGCCGAAGGAAGCCGGAAUCGUGGACGCGGCGGAGCCGACCCCGCCAGAGUCUCCUCGCCUUUCGAGGAAGAACACGACGCGUUCGAGCCGGGCGAUCCCGAGAAACGAGUCUUUCAGCAACAUUGGCGCCAUUGGUAUGUUCGCGACGCGGCCUUCGUCUCGGUCGAGAAGCAGGAGCAGCAGCAGCGGCGGCGCUUUCGGGUCCGGAGGAUUCCCGGUGUCGGGUUUCACGUCGCUGGAUUCGAAGGAGGGGUUUAACGAGGCCAGCAACAAAAUUAGAGCAGCGAUGCGGGAGAGGGGGCAGCUGCGCAGGAGGAAGAGUGGAUUGUCGUCAGACGGCGAAAGCUAGA
Durotheca rogersii is the source of this 2796-nucleotide messenger RNA. RefSeq lists its product as uncharacterized. The transcript has 2 exons. Lineage: Eukaryota; Fungi; Ascomycota; Sordariomycetes; Xylariales; Xylariaceae. Gene Ontology annotation, molecular function: glycerone-phosphate O-acyltransferase activity; glycerol-3-phosphate O-acyltransferase activity. Gene Ontology annotation, cellular component: endoplasmic reticulum membrane. Gene Ontology annotation, biological process: phospholipid biosynthetic process. The record is from RefSeq and is a predicted model, not a curated record. The coding region runs from base 552 to 2795 and encodes 747 amino acids.